Messenger RNA from Doryrhamphus excisus (bluestripe pipefish), 2079 nucleotides. RefSeq names its product ATPase H+ transporting accessory protein 1 like a (gene atp6ap1la). Gene Ontology annotation, cellular component: proton-transporting V-type ATPase complex. The record is from RefSeq and is a predicted model, not a curated record. Gene Ontology annotation, molecular function: ATPase activator activity. NCBI's taxonomy places the organism in Eukaryota, Metazoa, Chordata, Actinopteri, Syngnathiformes, Syngnathidae.
GCGUCUGCAGAGAAUGCCCGUUUUAAAAUACCAAACCCGUACUUACUUGAUGUACAGUAUUCGUUUAUUUUGCAUUUUACAAUGUUGUUUACUUAGUUUAUUUAAAUAUUAAAUUGUAAUAUAUCAGAACAAACGGAAUUUUAGUUUGAUUUGGAGGGAAUAUUCCCUGUUUUAUACACAAAUAGAAAUGCAGGGGUUGAAUGCUACACAGUAAUAUUUUAUUGAAAGAUAUUUUCUCCUCCCACACAUCGGCUUCAACACAUGAAGCUAACAUCAAAGAGAGCAGUCAGGGGGCUUUUCAUGGAGUGGACCGAAUAAAGUCGAUUAGGGGAUCGAGCGGGCAGGGGGAGAGUGUGCUGGCAUCACACUGGAGUGAUGGCUCCCAAAUAUCCCAAACACUGCUGCAUCCUCCUCACUCUCCUCCUUUUCCAUCAUCCAUCAUCGUCUUCCGGUCUUGAGCCACAGCGGUUUGGCAGUGCAGCUGCAGCCCCUUCCCCUGAUUCAGAAGAAGCGGCUGACCAAGUCGUAAAAGUACUGCAGUCUGCUGACACACCUCGGAGGAAGUUGCUUCAGAUGUCAGGAGCUGCAGUUUCUUUCCCUCCCCUCAAGGUGUUGUCCAAUGGGAAGCCGUGCAUCAUGUUCCAGGCCAGGAAGUUGUCUCUACGCUACGAAAGGCAGAAGCAGGUGGACCUGACUGAACGUGCGUUCUCUCCUCACAAGUCCAUGGACACCACACAGUCCGUGUGCCGCCAGGACAAAGCUAUGUUGGUCAUGAGGUUUGGAGAUGUGGACGAUUUGAGAGGCCUUUCCAUUAGGUUGCAACUGUCCAACACUUUCUACGAGGCUUCAGGCCAGUGGUGGUUCUCCGUGGACAGCAUUUCCCUGCUCUACAACGUCUCCGAAGAGGCCGUGUUCAAUGCCAGCGAGGUGUACGCUCCGUCCACAUCCUCUUACCACUGCACGCACGUCAGCAGCCUGGAACGCUACAGCGCCCUGCUGCAGCCUCACAGCGAGCACGCCCGCCGCUGGACCAUCACCUUCACGGACUUCCAGAUUCAGGCAUUCAAUGUGACUUCCGGAAGGUUCUCUCCAGUGAGUGACUGCACCACCUUUUUAACACCAGCCAUCCUGAUGGGCCUGGUCACCUCUCUCAUCCUGCUCCUGGUGCUCGCCUACGCCCUUCAUCUGCUCGUACACCUCAAACACAUCGAGCGCGACGAUGAGCGCAAAGCUCACAUUUAUUUCCCGCAAAUCCCGGAACAGUCGGAACACUGUUGUAUGGAAAACAUAGCAGAUAAAGAUAUUGCCUGAACAGAACUCUGGGGGUCCUUUGAGACCCACCAAUGCAUUUUUCACUGCUUACCACAAUAAAAGCGGCAGUGAAAUGCAAUUUAUUGGAGUUUUUCCAACCAAACUGACGAUGUCUCAUAUCGACCAGCAUGUUUUAUGGGUACAAAAGAAGUAAUGGGAGUACUACUACUUUUUAUAUAACAUUUUGAAGAUGGUUGUUGCAUUAAGAUGCUGAAACACCUCUGUGUGUGUGUGUGUUUAAGGUAAAAGAACAAUUGUGUUUUGCAGUUUUAUUUAUAAUGUGAUUCAAAAAGUGUACUGUAAAAAAAAUAAUAUGUAGAAAGAUAUUUUACCUUUUAAAUUGUUCAUUCAUUCAUUUUCUACCGCUUUUCCUCACGAGGGUCACGAGGGGAGGUGCUGGAGCCUAUCCCAGCUGUCUUCGGGCGAGAGGUGGGGUACACCCACAUAUAGACAAACAACCAUUCACACUCACAUUCAUACCUAUGGACAAUUUGGAGUCGCCAAUUAACCUAGCAUGUUUUUGGAAUGUGGGAGGAAACCGGAGUACCCGGAGAAAACCCACGCAUGCACGGGGGAGAACAUGCAAACUCCAUACAGAGAUGGCAGAGGGUGGAAUUGAACCCUGGUCUCCUAGCUGUGAGGUCUGCGCGCUAACCACUAGAUCCGUCGUGCCGCCCUUUUAAAUGGUUUUAUAAAAUUUAAUGUCUUGUUCCGCUCAUUAAAACAAUAGAAAAGAUAAUGGACUACAAAGUACAUAAUAAACGCAUU